Messenger RNA from Phycomyces blakesleeanus NRRL 1555(-), 486 nucleotides. RefSeq lists its product as hypothetical. The record is from RefSeq and is a predicted model, not a curated record. The transcript is spliced from 2 exons. Lineage: Eukaryota; Fungi; Mucoromycota; Mucoromycetes; Mucorales; Phycomycetaceae. Bases 1 to 486 code for a protein of 161 amino acids.
AUGUUCUUUUACAUGAGUAAAGGAAUAAAAAGCAUGACACCAAGUUCUUUGUCCCCGCAUUACGCGGCUCAAUCUCCUUCAGGACGUAAACCUUACUUGGUAGCGAAGGAGGUGCUGGAAUGGUGGCAAACCAACGGAAAGCACCCGUUCAUCCAGCCCCACAUCUCGUCACCGAGUAAUGUGGGUGCGAACUCGCCAGAGAACUUAUCACUAGGUGAUAAGGUCCAGCUCAUUCGACUACCAGUAGCUUCACCGUCAGCCGUUAAAGAGUCCAGUCAGGUUAGCAGUGAAGAGCCAGCACAUCUCACCACAGCAACUAGGAAAGUAAUGCUACCGAAGAAACCAAAUUUUAUCCUUGUUUUAAGAGGUGUAACUGGCAUUGACAGGCCAGUUACUCCGGACGAUGUCAUUAUGAAAAGAAAAAAAAUGGGUGAUUCAGAUGACGCUUUUAAAAAUCCAUAUGAUAUUUUCAAGACCACUCUCUGA